Messenger RNA from Heterobasidion irregulare TC 32-1, 5682 nucleotides. RefSeq lists its product as uncharacterized. NCBI's taxonomy places the organism in Eukaryota, Fungi, Basidiomycota, Agaricomycetes, Russulales, Bondarzewiaceae. The transcript has 14 exons. The record is from RefSeq and is a predicted model, not a curated record. The coding region runs from base 1 to 5175 and encodes 1724 amino acids. Gene Ontology annotation, molecular function: zinc ion binding. Gene Ontology annotation, cellular component: endoplasmic reticulum membrane.
AUGGCGCCAGCAUGGUGCAUCCUUCUCGAGAGCGGCGAGCCCUCCGCUGCAUAUGCUUUCUUGCAUGGCUUCAGCAGGGCACAGGCCGUGUACCGCGUGCUCGACGACGAGGGUGUUCGCGAAGAGAUUGGAGGCCGUUUGGCAGCGCUCAUCGACGACGACGCCCCUCAACCAGACACAUGUCGCAUCUGCAGCGCGCCCUCGGAGCCAGACCAGCCCUUGUUUCACCCAUGUAAGUGCUCCGGCACCAUCCGCUACAUCCAUCAGGACUGCUUGACGACAUGGCUCGCGCACAGCAAGAAAAAGACCUGCGACGUGUGCAAAUACCCCUACGCGUUCACAAAGGUUUACGCGCAGAACAUGCCAGAUCACCUCCCCGUCAUCCUCCUCCUCCGCCGCUUUGCCCAGCAGACCUUCUUCGCCAUCCUCCUAUGCCUGCGCGCGGUCCUCGUCGCGGUCGUCUGGCUCGGCGCGCUGCCGUACAUCACCAUCUGCACGUGGCGAGUCUAUUUUGCGAUGGGCAGCUCGACCGCGUGGUGGAUCAGCGCCCGUCCGCGCCCGACGACCGCCAAUGAAUCCUUGUUCUACACCCUCACCGGUCAGGUACACGCGCCUUCUGUGAACGCGACCGUCGCACCCGACAACUCGACCGUCGCUGCCGCAGGCGCCAUCGCCGCCGAGCCCGCUUCUCCGCUCGCGCGCCUCAUCGCGCACCCGCGUGUGCGCGCGCUGUCCAAGGACAUCUUCACUGGCCAGAUCAUCGCGACGCUCAUCGUGCUCGCCUUCAUCGCCGUCUUCCUCCUCCGCGAGUGGAUCUCGCAGAACGCGCGCCCCGGCGUGUUCGAAGACCCGGACCUACUCGCCGAGGAGCUCCGCGCCGCGCAGGAAGAGCGCGUGCCGCUUCAGGUGCAGGUCGAUGCGAUGCGUGCGGGAGGAGCGCGGGAGGAGCACGAGCGCGAGGCGGCGCCGCCGCCGGUAGAGGAGAGGCCGAUGCGCCGCCUGCCUUUACGCGCGCGAAGGCGUGCCCCCGAUGCUGAUGCUCCCGCGCCGAGUGGGAGUGAGGACACUGCGAGCAACGCAAGUACUGCUACGGCUCCGCUGGGCAUUGCUUCAGAGAGCAAACAAGCACAGUUGGAAGCCGACUUGAUGUAUUUGGAGCAGAAUUUGGAGACGUGGAACCCGCCGGACCACCGUCGGCUGGAGGAACAAAACGACGGGGGAAAGGGAAAGGGACGGGCAAUGUCGGAGGAGGAGGCAGAAAGGGGGGAGGAGGACGGCGAGCGUAUGAUGAAGUGGAUCCCGCCGUCGGUCGCGAGCCAGGGUGCGGACGCCCGCAAAGCCUCUGCGGCGACGGACAUCCUGGCGCCUAUGCCGCGGCCGGGCCCGAGACGCACCGUCGGGCCGUGGCUCCGCCGGACCGCUGAGCGCCAGGAAAUGGAGCGCCUGGGCAUCGCUGACGCCUUUGCCCCCGUCCCCGCCGACGCCACGCUCAGCGACGCCGCGCAGCAGGCGCACUUCCAUGACUUGGGCCGCCAGUUCCUUAUGCGCCGCCGGCUGCUGUACGAGCGCCUCCGCGACGAGAGCCUCGCGAAGGGCGAGGAACCGCUCGCGUUCCCCGAAGAGCUUGUCGACGUGCAGCUCGACGACCCCGCAUGGCGCGCGCUCGCCCCGCCCGACACCUGGCCACCGCUGGCUGAAGACGCAUUUGUAUUGCCCGCGGAGCCCCCAUCGCACGGUGCACACACCCCGCACCCGCAUCGCGCGCGCGCGCCGAUGUACAGCCGCCCACGCCCCGUGCUCCCGCCCGUGUCGACCGACUCAGCGCAGCGCGCACGCACGGCGGACGCGCUCGCGGACGGAUCGUUCUCAUUCGCACCCCCGCCGCAGUUCGCAGCCCGGCUUGCGCCGUUGCCAUCGUACCCGCCUCUGCCAUACCCGAUCGUCGCGUCCCCACCCCCGCCUGUGUCGUCCGCGUCCGCGUCCACUACCGCGUCCCCACCAUUGUCAUCAUCGCUAUCGCCCUCACCAUCGACGGCGGCAACUUCAGGCCCGCCAUCCCCGCCGCGCCGCCCGCCGAUGCCGAGCGCGACACUCCCAGCGCCGACGACGCCGCCCACGCCGUCGCUCGCGGCGGGAAGUUAUUGGGGCAAGGAGCAGGUGCAGCUCGCAUCGCCGAGCCUCGCAACGUACCGUGCACCGGAAGAGUUUCAGCAGCCGGAGGCGGAGGACUAUUUCGAGCUUGGUGCUGCUGCUGACGCAGAGGACGAUUUGGAUACGGUCGCUGAAGGGGACGGGGCAGACGACGACGAGGAUUCGACGGCGGUGCUGAGGCGCGAGCAUGCAAGAUAUUUUAGUGAGCAGGGACAUGUGGCUGAGCGGGACGGGGAUGUGCCGACGCCGGUGGUGCCGUCGGACUCUGAGGACGACGACGAUGAGGAGGAGGUGAUGGAGGUAGUUCCGCGGCGAGCGGCUCGGCGGCGCGCUGCGUGGGACCCGGCGCAGUUCGAUGGGCCGGAGCAGAUAGACGACGAUGACGAGGGAGAGAUGGACGAGGUUGAGGGCGAGGGUGAAGGUGAGGGUGGCCGGGAGAAUGGGCAGGCGUUGGAGCCUGUGGAUGAUAUGGAUAUCAACGUCGAGGACGACAUGGACGGCGCCUUGGAAGGAGCCAUCGGGAUGCGAGGGCCGAUCUACACCAUCGCGCAGAACGCUGCGCUCAUGAUAUUCGUGCUCGACACCGCCAUCGGCCUGGCGGUGUGGCUCCCGUUCACGCUUGGCAAGUCGACGGCGCUCCUAUCUCUCGAUCCCCGGCGCGCGCUGCAGAUCCUCCAUUGGCCCAUCCGUGUGAUGCGCGUCAUCACGGAUCCUAUUACGGACUCGGUUUUGUUCUUGAUAGGGACGGUCGUCGUUCCUGCUACCGUUCGCAUCGUCGGUGCGCUUCUCAGGAUCGUUUUCCGGCCGGUGAUGUCCUGGGCGUCCAAGUGGCUCGACAACGGCCUCGUCGACGAUUAUUCUCUCAUUGCCGCAUCUCUGUACGGCCGACUGAAAGCGCAGCCCUGGGGCGUCGUGUCGGGAUACCUUGGCAUGUCGCGCGUUACAGAAAAAACAAUCGAGACCGCGCCUCCGCGGUCGUCCAUCCUGGAUGCCAUCCUUUCAUCUGAGCAUCCCGUCGUUCGGCUCGCCGAGCCACAUUUUGCCGUUCUGGGCAAGGAGGUGAGGGUGUCCUCGGAGAACGCGAAAGAGUUCUGGACGCGCAUGGCGCUAGGCGACGGGAAUGCGGAGAAGGCGUUCGCGGUGGCCCUCGGGUAUGCGGUCGUCGGGAUCAUGCUCGCGCUCUAUUUGAAUGUCCUGACCGUCGGGACCGUCAAGAGCGCGGGAAGAGCCGUCCGGAGCGCGGUGCGGCAGCAGCUGCUUGUGAUCAAGGUGGCUGCCUUUAUCGUCAUCGAGCUGGUUGUUUUCCCUUUGGGAUGCGGGAUCAACCUCGAUUUGUGUACUAUGUGGCUGUUCCCCGAAGCCAACCUUCAAUCCCGGCUGAUUUUCUUUCACUACGCGCCGUUGACCGCCAUCUUCUACCACUGGGUGGUUGGCACGAUGUUCAUGUAUCAAUUUGCCAUCCUCUUAGCAGGGUGCCGCACUCUCAUGCGCCCCGGUGCUAUGUGGUUCAUCAAAGACCCGUCUGACCAGAAUUUCCACCCGAUACGCGAUAUUCUGGAGCGUCCGGCGAUGGUCCAGCUGCGCAAGCUCUGCGUCAGUGCGCUCAUGUACGCGCUGGUGGUAGCGUGCGGCGUCGGCACCGUGGGCGGCAUCAUGCGACUGAGCACCACCGUCCUGCCCCUUCGUUGGAAACCUCGCGAGCCUCUUUCGGAGGUCCCGAUCGACCUUCUAUUCCUGCACAUCGUCCUCCCGUACACGAUGCGCUUCUUCCGGCCGAAGAAGGUACUGCGCAAGGUCUCAGUCGGGAUCUGGAAGUACCUCUGCGCAGGGCUGCGGCUCUCUUCGUACAUGUUCGGCGAGCGCAGGAUGGAGGAAGAGUUCAAUCGCUCGACGUGGUCGUGGUUCCCGCCGAAAGACAUCGCCAUGAAACAUUUUGACGGCAGCUACAGGAGGGUCCCCGCCAGCGACAAUGUGGUGAUUCCUCGCGAUAUGAGGGCUACUGCCGAGGUCGAUGGUGCCGGAGUGCCUGUGGAUGAUGCGGCUCGACACCUGAUAGAGACCCAGAACGCCGAGGCCGAAAAGGCUAAGAGAAACUUCAAGGACGACUACACGGUCGUGUACAUCCCGCCCCACUUCCGCUACCGGAUCGUGCUGUUCAUCCUUGCGCUUUGGGUGGUCGGGUCCGUGUUCCUGGUGGCUGUGUUCGCGACGCCGAUCCAGGUCGGCCGGAACAUCCUUCGGAUCUUCACUAACGAUGAGGUGCACGACGGCUACUCUUUCCUCGUCGGGUUCUACGCGCUGUGGGCAGGCUGGGUCGUCGGGUACGCCGUCGAGCGCAUGGACAGACGCCGUCAGCGACGCGGCGCGACCGGCGCACGCGCCGAGUGGCCGCUCUACUUCGUCAAGCGGAGCAUCCUCUGGCUGGCCAAGAUCUCGUACAUGAUGCUCUUCAUCGGCGUCGUCGUCCCCAUCCUCCUCGCGCUCGUCGUGGAGAUGUACAUCGCGCUGCCGAUACGGUUCAUGCUGAACCCCGACCUCGUCCCCCGCAUCCGCAUCGUCGACAUGUGGGCCCUCGGCCUGGUCUACGCCAAAAUUGUCCUGCGCGUGCAGGGGAUGCGCCCGAACGCCCCCUUCGCGGCUGGCAUCACCAAUAUCAAGCAGCACGGGUGGUCGAACCCGCACCCGGUCUCGGCGACGCGCCUGGUCAUCGCGCCGCUGGUGGCCGGCCUCGUGGGCAUGCUCGUGCUGCCCCCGCUCGCGGCCCUCGCCGUCUGCCGCCUCUCCCCGAUCCCGCUUGAUUACCGAGUACUCUUCAUGCAUGUGUAUCCGAGCAUCUUCGCCGCGGCGGGCGUGGCACGGAUGGCGGUCACCGCCGCGACGGUGCUCUCCUCGUGGUCGCAGUCGAUACGGGACAAGGAGUUCCUCGUCGAGAUGCGGUUGCGGAACUACGAGCACGAAAAACGGAAGGAGGGGCUGGCGAAGGAGAAGGAGAAGGAGAAGGGGCUGGAGGUCGUCGGGCUGUGACCUGGGUUCGGGUUCGCACUUUUCUUGGAAGCUUUGUUCUCGCACGUCGUACUACCGCCUGAAGCAUUCAUCACCAUAGACCCCAUCCGACAUAUGAUAAUUUAUAUAGUACGCAUACAGUGUGGACGAUACAAAAAGAACAGAUAGCAUGAAAGAAGUACAGAAGGAAAACGAUUGCGUUCCGCCGCGACAGUAAGUGAUAUACUCCCUGUGCGCCUCACUCCUCCUCGUCAUCGUCGUCAAAGUCGGCGUCCGAGUCCGACGUCUCGUACUCGACCACCUCGUCGCCCCGCACCAACUUGGUCGCCGUGCCGGCACGCAGCUUCCAGCGGUCGGGCCUGUUGUCCAUGUCCUCCAUGAGCCAGUCCAUAAAGCGCUCGCCCGUGAUGUCGCCCUCGCUGAGGUCGAUGUUGAAGCCGAGGUAGAUGGUCAUGCCGCCGCUGUGCGCGAUGAGACCCUUCUCGUGCGAGUAGAGCAUGCCAUAGUAAUCGAUCAUGUCGCUCGUCG